CAAAGGACGGCAAUAGAGUACUCUGCAGCUGCUCCUCUGCUGCACAGCUUUGCUUUUUACUCACAGCAGGACUAUGCGUAGAAAAAAAAGCUGGAAAACCACUUCGACGAGAAUGUUUGAUUACAGAAACAAAAGUUUUGGAAUAGCCAGAACCAUCUGCACUUUUGAAGCAGCGUGAGCUGGGAGCUGUGGAAUCAUUGCAGCCAGUAGCACUGACAAGGGACUGAGAAGAAGACUGGAUGUUUUGAAUUUCUGUCAAAUUAAAAUGAUAAGUGAAAGAUCAAUUAUAUCAGGACUGUAAAAGACUCCUUUUUGGGGGGAUUUUUGACCUUACAUUUUCUGGAGAAUAAAGACCUCUCAGAUUACAAGGAAAAAUCCUGUUGGAGAAACAAAGUUGUUCAUCAAUGGAGUACUUUUCUCUUUUUUAAACCUAUUUCUAUUAAUGUAAACAUUGCAUUUUUGCUGGUAUAUGUGCACUUGACUUGGAAGCAGCUAUAGUGUUUUGGAUAGGAGAGUGACCUAACAGGUUGUUAUGAAGUGCUUUUUAUAUUUUUUGUUUGAACAUUGUGAUUCCAAACCAUGGAAUACCAGUGACAUAAGGUACUAUAAGAAGCACAGGACCACUCCUGCUUCUGUUUUCAUUUUGUGACACACAUUUUCACCACAUUUAUUUUAAAAAUAAAAAGCCUGGAUUAAAAUCAAAAUGGAAUCCUUGUACACAUCAGUGACUGAUCAGAAUAGCCCGUUUCAUUUCGACUCUUCGAGCGAUCCCCUCCACGGUGACAGCGGCCCUCAGACCUGCCUGUUUGACGCACUGAUGGCUGUCCUCUACCUGGGCGUUUGCGUCGUGGGACUUGCUGGGAACUCCCUGGUGAUCAUUACCAUAUUGAAAUUGGACAAGAUGGAAUCAGCCACCACAGUUUACAUCUUCAAUCUGGCUUUGGCAGAUGGCUUGUUUAUGGUGGGGAUGCCCUUUAUAGCACUGCAGAAUUUCCAUCAACGCUGGGUGUUUGGCGACUUGGCAUGCAAGCUAGUUAUGAUUCUCGAUGGGAUCAACCAGUUUACCAGUGUAUUCUGCUUGACCUUCAUGAGUAUUGACCGCUACAUGGCAGUGGUCAAUCCCAUCAGGUUCUCCAAAUGGUGUACCCCAAGGAGAGCCAAGAUGAUCAGUGUCUUUCUGUGGUUUUUCUCCCUGUUGCCUGUUCUACCCAUGGCGGUCCAUUUCACAGUGAUAGGCAGUACGUGUUCUUUAAAUCCCCCGGGGUCGUUUGACAUGUGGUGGUUAACCUUCAUUAUCUACACAUUUACUCUUGGCUUUGCUUUACCUUUUAUUGUCAUGACAGCAUGUUAUGCUUCAAUGCUGGUCAAUUUAAAGUCUGGCAUCAGUAGAUUUCAGAAUAGGGAGACCCAGCGCCUAGAAAAAAAACUAACCAAGAUGGUUGUUGCUGUGGUGUUGGUCUUUGCUAUAUGCUGGUUGCCUUUCUAUGUUUUCAAUUUCUAUUUCCUCCGGCAUCCAGAAGAUUUAACACCAGCCUUUGCAAAGGGUUUUGAAUUUGUUGUGCUUCUGUCUUACUCCUGGAGCUGUGCUAACCCCAUACUGUAUGCCUGUCUCUCUGAAAAAUUCAGGAAACACUUUCACACACUUCUGUGUCCCAAGAAAAGAUCCCAAAGUCUCCAUUUUGACACCAAUGCCGAUGGCUAUGACUUGCAUGACUUGAGUGGAAUGGAGAUGAUCAGUAUGGUGUAGAUAAUUGCUCCUGCAACAUUGAGCUCUUUUGAGAAUGCACAGACACCAGCUUUGGUUUGGAUUAUAUUUCCUAUAAUCUUUUUAGUAUUCCCCUUUGACUCACUUCCAAAGUUUGGCCUUUUUGUACGUCUGUAUUAAUGCUAAAACUAUUUGUUUUACAUUUUGAAACUCCUUUUCCCAGACUUCGUUUGAAAGGGCUUUGUAACUAACAAUCCAUGUGAAUAAUGAUAUGCUGUAAUCAACAGACAUUAAAUUUUAUUUUUAUGUUUUAGUAUUAUUAUGCUGUAUUUAGUCUCAUACUGCAAAGUGUCACAUUAGCUGCAUUUGUAUUAUUAAUUCACAUCAAUUUAUGUAUCUGAAACACAGAAAGAAAAAAAUAAGCAAAACAAGUUUCAGUAUUAACACAAAAAAGAACAUUUACAGAAAUGCCUCGUUAAGGGCGUCAUUACUUCACCAACACUGCAAAUUACUUGGCAUGCCAGCUUUCCUGCUCCCCAUCUGUCUUUCAGAAGCCAGCAACUGAGCAACAAGGGAAUAUGAGUGAUGGCAGCAUAUGAAAUGGAUACAAUAAGAAAGAUGUUCACAAUACUGUAGCACUCUCGGGAUAAAUAAGACAAAGAAAAGUCAAGAUAUGGUCUCUGCAUAUUCUCUGGUUCUAGAAGAUGUUUUCUUUAAUCCUGCCUUGUUUGCCAUACAUCCAUCCAUACACUUACAUGGUCACUUCUUAAGCAAAUGACAUGCUUUUUCAGGCACAUAUUGCAUACAUUCCUGAAAUCACCUUCUCUAGCAACAUUCAGGUUGCCUGUGCACAUGCAAUGGGAGAGCAGGACAUGGAACUCAGGGUUAAAGAUAUCACUAUUAGGGUGCUCCCUAAGAAAAAAAUAAAGUCUUUACUCAAUUCUACUGGCUCCUCGGUUCAGUGCUUGAUCUGACUUACAGUAUGAAGAACUAUGUGGAUGAGGCAUGCAUCACUACAAGCCCGGAAAUGAAGCUAGCCAGGUGCCAAUUUAACCCUAACAAUGCUGGUGGACUGGAGAAACUGGGUUAACCACCUUGCUCAAAGAUAAAAUAGUAGUGUCUGUAGUGGGAAUGCAGACCCACAAUCCUAUGUUUAGGGACUGUGUCUGUCUUUGAAAUUCCUGGUAAUAUUCCCCAAAUUUUUAUAGCUUUUCAUAAUCAAAUAAUCUGUUUUAUUUUAUUCUCUACUUAUUUUUCAAUGUUACAUUUUUUGUCUGUAAGCAGCUAGGCCAAUUUGAUUACUUGUUAUUUCACAUGUUAUGAAAGUAACAGAAAUGACUAACCAAAUGCAAUGUUUAUGAGGCUGUGUUUUUUUUUAAAUCAAAAUAUGGUGUAAGAAGUACUGUAUGUCUGUUAGAUUUACUCCGCACUUGAAAUUAGUUCAGGUUUUGGACUGAUGGAAAUAUGAAUCAUUUUUAUUUCAUCAAACUAAUAGACCAAGUCAUUAAAGCUUGUGUUCAGAGUCUACUGUAAUGUGCUUGGGUCAUUAAACUAAAAAUGCAUUUGUGAGUUUAAAUGACCUCUUUCCAGAGUUAUACCGUCAUUAUCAGUUUAAGAUAUUUCUUAUUUGGAGUCAAUGUCUCAGAUUUAUCAGCUGUAAAAAGCAGACAUAUUUUACCCUUACAGAGAGAACUUUUCUUGCAACAUAGAAAGAAUACAAAUUCUCAUAAAAAAAUCAAGAUACAUUUUUGUACCUUUUAGUUAUUGGACACAUAUAUUUAAUUUCUUUUUAAUUAUGGUUCUACUAGUCCAUUGCUUUUUUUCUGGUAAGCUUUAAAAGUAAAAUAGACUUAAAAAUGUAAAUAUUUUCAAAUUAAUUUUCAUUACCUAUGUUCUUACUUGCUGUCCUAUUUCAUUUCAGCUGUUCAAAUGUGAAUGUUUAGAGCUCACUUUUUCAAUUCUCACUAGAUGACAUGAAAACACCUCUAAAUUAUAGGUUCUUACCUCUUUAUUAAUGUCUUCAACAGAUGUGUCUUUCAGGACAGAGUUUAAGAAAAAAUAUUUUUAAUUUAAGUGCCCAAUAAAUAAAAUAAAAAAACCAUGAAAACACAUUAGUCAACUUAAUGCAUUAAUGACUUAGUGGUGAUUUGCCUCUUUGCUGUAUGUGUUUCUCAAACUGAUCCCUUACUUGAACUGAUUCCUAUAAUGUCUAGUUUUAAAAUGUGAAGGAUGUUUUGUAUUAAAAGUAAAUAGAGCAGAUAACUUCUGCACAGCGUUUUAAAUCAGAUGAUGUUACAGAUCCUAAAUCUAAAAAGUGAUAACUUGUUAUAGAAACAAGUACAGCUGUUGAUUUAAGGUAAUUGGAUUAUUAUUAUAACUUCUAAAUACAGUGCAAAUGUUCUCCUGUGAAUGCAUAUGU
Messenger RNA from Lepisosteus oculatus (spotted gar), 4124 nucleotides. RefSeq names its product somatostatin receptor type 2-like. The record is from RefSeq and is a predicted model, not a curated record. Gene Ontology annotation, cellular component: neuron projection; plasma membrane. Lineage: Eukaryota; Metazoa; Chordata; Actinopteri; Semionotiformes; Lepisosteidae. Gene Ontology annotation, molecular function: somatostatin receptor activity; neuropeptide binding. Gene Ontology annotation, biological process: neuropeptide signaling pathway; regulation of insulin secretion; cellular response to glucocorticoid stimulus.